GACGCGCUCCCGGGGCGGGGCCCAGUGACGCACCGGGGACACCGGCCGUGGCGGCGGCAGGACCCGCGGGAUCAGCAUGGGGAAGCAGAAGAAGGCGCGGAAGUACGCGGUGAUGAAGCGCAUGAUCAGCCUCCGGGAUGAGCGCAUUAAAGAGAAGGAUCGCGCAAAAGCCCCCGUGAAGAAGAAGGAGGACCCGAGUGCCAUCAAAGAGCGGGAGGUCCCCCAGCAUCCCUCUUGCUUGUUCUUCCAGUAUAAUACACAACUGGGCCCCCCUUACCACAUCCUGGUUGACACUAACUUCAUCAACUUCUCCAUCAAGGCCAAACUGGACCUAGUGCAGUCGAUGAUGGACUGUCUCUAUGCCAAGUGUAUUCCGUGUAUCACAGAUUGUGUAAUGGGUGAAAUUGAGAAGUUAGGACAGAAGUACCGUGUGGCAUUAAGAAUUGCCAAGGACCCUCGGUUUGAACGUUUGCCGUGUAUGCACAAAGGAACCUACGCCGAUGACUGCUUGGUGCAGAGGGUCACUCAGCACAAAUGUUACAUUGUGGCCACAGUGGAUAAAGAGCUCAAGCGGAGAAUACGAAAAAUCCCUGGAGUGCCUAUAAUGUAUAUUUCCAGGCACAGGUACAAUAUUGAGAGGAUGCCAGAUGAUUAUGGAGCUCCUCGAUUCUAACCUGUCCAGUCAAGCCAUCAAUGCCAGGACUGUGAGCUGGGAUAAGGGUCCUUCUGAUUCCAACCCUCCUGCUUUCUUCUUUUGUUGGAACUCUGUUCAUAUGACUGUGGAUAACACCAAACUGACUUCUUAACCUUGUUUUUCUAAGAAAAAGCUGUUUUGAAGAGUCUGGUUUUAUUCAUCCAUCCUCUGCCUUGGUCCAAUUACCUACAGCUGGGAGAAGUGAGAGGAUGGCAGGACCAAGAAUGUGCCUAGCUCUGCAUCAGGAUCAUUGGAAAAAGUGAUCUCAGCAUUCUGAAUUAAAUAUUGAUGAUGCAACUCUG
This is a messenger RNA of Hirundo rustica (Barn swallow), 996 nucleotides long. RefSeq names its product FCF1 rRNA-processing protein (gene FCF1). Gene Ontology annotation, cellular component: small-subunit processome; nucleolus. The record is from RefSeq and is a predicted model, not a curated record. The transcript is spliced from 8 exons. Bases 77 to 673 code for a protein of 198 amino acids. Lineage: Eukaryota; Metazoa; Chordata; Aves; Passeriformes; Hirundinidae.